GAUAGUUUAAUUUUUUAUUUUUUUUAUAGUAUUUCUUUGAGCUGUUGUGAUCAUGCUUACAUAAGGAGCAUAGAGUUAACACGGAGAAAGCUAGGAGGGAUGACUAGCUGUAAGUCUGUCAUUGCUGGAUGGUUAGAGGCACGCCUGAGUCUUCUUCAACAGAGCAGUUCUUGAUGGGUCAUUCUAACUUCACAGAAAGAGAUGCUUUCCCUGAUGAAUUGUGAUCAUUUGUACCUCUGUCACCCUCUCCCUCUGUGUUUUUAUGAAUGAAUGAAUGCAUCACCAUUUGAUUUUGUCUCUCUCUCCGCUCUUGCCCCCCCCCCUUCUCAGAUCGGUGUGAUGACUGUGACGGUGGUACCAGUACGGUUGUUCUCUGCAGUGUUCCUCAUGUUGCUGGCCUGGCCCUUUGCUUUCGCUGCCUCUCUGGGACGAUCUGAACUGGUCGUGGAGACCGAGACCCGUUGACGGUUUCUCUCUUCUCACGGCGUGAGUCCGUGUCCGUGUAGUGGCUUCAUGCUCGUGUGGAGUGAUAGUUAAUCCCCCCCCUCUCUCUUGCUGUCUUUGUGCUCUCUCCCUCCCUCAGGUUUCAUGUCCU
Messenger RNA from Salmo salar (Atlantic salmon), 595 nucleotides. It is a transcript of the gene pcat1, whose product is annotated as 1-acylglycerophosphocholine O-acyltransferase 1. NCBI's taxonomy places the organism in Eukaryota, Metazoa, Chordata, Actinopteri, Salmoniformes, Salmonidae. The record is from RefSeq and is marked provisional.